Molecule: messenger RNA, 582 nt
Organism: Juglans regia (Persian walnut)
Lineage: Eukaryota; Viridiplantae; Streptophyta; Magnoliopsida; Fagales; Juglandaceae
Product: casparian strip membrane protein 1-like
Exons: 3
Coding region: 1-582 (193 amino acids)
Source: RefSeq, a predicted model, not a curated record
AUGAAGGCAGAACAGCUUGAGGCUGGCGAAGCUAAUUCCAAGCAGUCUACCAGCUCAUCAACACAAAGGGUACUACUGAUAAAUAGAGGGCUAUCUGUAAUGGACUUGGUUCUUCGAAUUAUUGGAGCUGUUGGAAGUUUAGGAAGUGCGGUGGCAAUGGGAACAACGGACCAAACACUACCAUCUUUCAUACAGUUUAUCCAAUUUAAUGCUCAAUACAACGAUAUUCCCAUGUUCACGUUCUUUGUGAUCGCGAAUUCGAUGGUCUGUGCUUAUCUUGGACUUUCUCUUCCCAUGUCUAUCUUCCACAUCAUCAGAAGUAGUGCAGCAAUAAAUAGUAGGAUCAUCUUGGUCAUCUUUGACACGGUAAUGAUGGCUCUUCUCACUGCUGGAGCCUCUGCAGCGGCAGCAAUUGUAUACUUGGCACACAACGGGAAUGCAAGUGCCAAUUGGUUUGCGUUUUGCCAACAAUUCAACUCCUUCUGUGAGCGCACUUCUGGAUCUUUGAUUGGCUCUUUUGGUGGAAUACUUGUAUUUAUGCUGCUAAUCAUUACCUCAGCUGUGGCAAUAUCUCGACGCUAG